This is a messenger RNA of Colletotrichum tamarilloi, 720 nucleotides long. RefSeq lists its product as uncharacterized. The coding region runs from base 1 to 720 and encodes 239 amino acids. The transcript has 3 exons. Lineage: Eukaryota; Fungi; Ascomycota; Sordariomycetes; Glomerellales; Glomerellaceae. The record is from RefSeq and is a predicted model, not a curated record.
AUGCCCGAAAAGCUCAUCUUGUUCGAUAUUCCCGAUCGGAACGGGGCCUGUUGGUCUUUGAAUCCUUGGAAGACUCGACUGACUCUCAACUACAAGGGCAUUGACUACAAGACGGAGUGGCUCGAGUAUCCCGAUAUCGAGCCUAGGCUCAAGCCAACGGGCUUGGAAGGUGACCCGGACCAGAUCAAGCCUUACACGUGUCCCACUGUGCAGUUCCCUGAUGGUACAUACAUCAUGAACAGCGCCAAGAUCAUCAAGCGCAUUGAAGCGGACUACCCUGAGCCGCCGCUCUACAUAGAUUCGGAGGUGCUCCAGCCAAUGUACGAUCUUCUAAGCAAGACUUUCGGAGCUCUUGUUGCUGUCCUUUUGCCCAAUGUCCCCCGUAAAAUGUUGGGCGAGUAUAGCGCGGAGUACUUUCAUCGAACUAGGGCGGAGAUGUUUGGGGUCUCACUGGAUGAGCUUGAGAAGACCAAGGGAGGGGAUGAAGCCUGGGCGAAUGCCAAACAGCCACUGGAGGGCCUCGCGAAGCUUCUGGACAAGACCGAUGGCCCGUACUUCCUCGGUGACAAGGUGUCUUACACGGACUUCGUUUUUGUUGGAUUUCUGCACUUUGUCAAGAGAGCUGGAGAGGAACAUUAUCAACGUGUUGUGCAGCAUUGCGAGUCUUUUGACAAGAUUUACCAGGCUUGCGAGAAGUGGUUAGAGCGCAACGACCAUUGA